Molecule: messenger RNA, 1622 nt
Organism: Chlamydomonas reinhardtii
Lineage: Eukaryota; Viridiplantae; Chlorophyta; Chlorophyceae; Chlamydomonadales; Chlamydomonadaceae
Exons: 1
Coding region: 384-905 (173 amino acids)
Source: RefSeq, a predicted model, not a curated record
GUCAUAUCCGAAGCUCAGGAUGUACAGUGACAGCCUUGCCGGCGCAUGGCAAACCUGGUAGAAGUCCGAAGGUCGCGCGGGCCGCACCAGGGCCGAGCCGGAAUGUCUACUGAACGCGCCCGGCCCCCAGCAUAGCCGCACGCGCGGUCGUGCUCGAAAGUCGGAAUGCACCUGAAAUGUUCACACGCACUGGCGACCCGGCGGCCUGUACGCAAAAGUUAAUCUUCACGCAGGCGGGCGCCGUAGUGCACGCCCAGACAACCUCUGGUGGGCUGUACAACUGCGACCCUGCCAAGUGGCGUGCAUACCUGGCUGUCCAGCGGCAGUACUAGCCGGCGCUGCUCCAGGAGUCCGUCAUCAGCAAGGAGUUCGCUCAGCGGCGCAUGCUGCUGCUGUCCAACAAGCGCAGCGCUCAGGACCGCGCGGCCAACCGCGUGAUGCGGGCCCUGACGCACGGCCUUCCCAAGGAACGGCCGCUGGUGAUCGGGGUGGGCAGCGCGUCGUUCAGCCCCACUGCCGGCGGCGGGGCGCUCGCAGCGCCCAACACAGCAAUGCGCGAGGCGCUGUCGCGUGUGGCACAGCGUGAGCGGCAGGCGACAGGGCGUUCGGUGAAGAUAGUGCCGGUCUGGGAGCACCGCACCACCCUGUGCUGCUCCACGUGCGGAGCAGAGACCCAGGGCGCCUGGGUGCGGCGCAACGGUGUGCUGCGCCGCAGUGGUCGCAUCCGCUACUGCACGGAGUGCGGCACGUCCCGUGACCGCGACGUGCAGGGCGCGCGCAACAUGCUGAGGAUCGUGGAGGACGAGUACGACGGGCGGGGGCGGCCACUGUACCUGUGCCGCCAGGAGCACCUGCCGAAGCCACCCCCCAUGGCGCCGGCAGUGCCCCGCUGCAUCCUGCUGUAGCUGCCUGAUGGCCUACUCGAGGCACUGGACGGCCGGCCGCGCGGCACAGUGGCGGUCAUAGAUGCGCUCAGCGCGCUGCAGGCGGAGGGCGACGUGGCGGCACGGCGCGCGGCACAGGCGGUGGCCGCGGCGAUGGAGCAGCAGGUGGUGGAGGCCAGCGGCGGCAACUCUCUGGUCGGCGAGCCGCAGCUGCAGGCCAUUGACGCGCGGCUGGCUGCUGGCCCGCCGGCAGAGGUCAUGGAUGCGGCCAGCGGCCGGCCGCGCGGCACGGUGGCGGUCAUAGAUGCGCUCAGCGCGCUGCAGGCGGAGGGCGACGUGGCGGCACAGCGCGCGGCACAGGCGGUGGCCGCGGCGAUGGAGCAGCAGGUGGUGGAGGCCAGCGGCGGCGACUCUCUGGUCGGCGAGCCACAGCUGCAGGCCAUUGACGCGCGGCUAUAUAGAGAUUCAGUGUUAAGUUGAUAGGCGAAGUAAUUAAGGAAGGAAGGGCCGGUAUGAAGGAGUAUCAGCACAGCGCGCGGCGGCGGUGGUGGCGGCCGAAAUGAGCCACGCACUGCUGCCACCACGUUUUCAGUUGACGUGGGCGCUGAGUGCGGCUGAGUGCGCCGAGGGACAUGGGCGCUGAGUGCGGCUGAGUGCGCCGAGGGACAUGGGCGCUGAGUGCGGGUGAGUGCGCCGAGGGAUGUGGCAGGUGCAGCGUUCAUGUAGCAAGUGUUGCCC